This is a messenger RNA of Mesoplodon densirostris (Blainville's beaked whale), 3557 nucleotides long. It is a transcript of the gene DHX40, whose product is annotated as DEAH-box helicase 40. The transcript is spliced from 18 exons. Gene Ontology annotation, cellular component: intracellular anatomical structure. Gene Ontology annotation, molecular function: RNA binding; ATP binding. Bases 71 to 2410 code for a protein of 779 amino acids. Lineage: Eukaryota; Metazoa; Chordata; Mammalia; Artiodactyla; Ziphiidae. The record is from RefSeq and is a predicted model, not a curated record.
GCGUCUUCGCCUUUCCCCUCCCAUCUUCCCAGAACCGUGGACGUGCUCAUCUCCGCUCCGGGCCAGGUCUAUGUCCCGGUUUCCCGCCGUCGCGGGCAGGGCGCCAAGGCGGCAGGAGGAAGGUGAGCGAUCAAGAGACCUCCAAGAAGAGCGGCCUUCGGCAGUUCCCAUCGCAGAUAGAGAAGAGAAAGGAUGCACAUCACAGGAGGGAGGAACUACUCCAACUUUUCCUAUUCAAAAACAAAGAAAAAAGCUUAUUCAAGCUGUGAGGGACAAUUCAUUCCUUAUUGUUACUGGAAAUACAGGAAGUGGUAAAACAACUCAACUCCCAAAAUAUCUAUAUGAAGCAGGGUUUUCACAACAUGGUAUGAUUGGUGUGACUCAGCCACGAAAAGUAGCUGCCAUAUCUGUUGCUCAGAGGGUUGCUGAAGAAAUGAAAUGCACUUUGGGAUCCAAAGUAGGAUACCAAGUUCGUUUUGAUGAUUGCAGCUCUAAGGAAACAGCAAUCAAAUACAUGACUGAUGGAUGUUUACUGAAACAUAUUCUGGGAGAUCCAAAUCUUACCAAGUUCAGUGUCAUUAUAUUGGAUGAAGCCCAUGAGAGAACCCUAACUACAGACAUCUUAUUCGGUUUAUUGAAGAAGCUGUUUCAGGAGAAGUCUCCUAAUAGGAAGGAGCAUUUAAAGGUCGUAGUGAUGUCAGCAACUAUGGAAUUAGCCAAGCUCUCUGCAUUCUUUGGAAAUUGUCCAAUAUUUGAUAUACCUGGAAGGCUUUAUCCGGUCAGAGAAAAAUUCUGCAAUUUGAUUGGUCCACGAGAUAGAGAAAAUACUGCAUAUAUUCAAGCGAUUGUGAAAGUGACCAUGGAUAUCCAUUUGAAUGAAAUGGCUGGAGACAUCUUGGUUUUUCUGACUGGUCAGUUUGAAAUCGAAAAAAGUUGUGAGUUACUUUUUCAGAUGGCAGAGUCUGUUGAUUAUGAUUAUGAUGUCCAAGAUACCACUCUAGAUGGCUUGCUAAUACUGCCGUGUUAUGGAUCUAUGACAACAGAUCAACAGAGAAGAAUAUUUUUGCCACCUCCACCUGGAAUUAGAAAAUGCGUCAUAUCCACCAAUAUUUCUGCAACAUCUUUGACAAUAGAUGGAAUCAGAUAUGUGGUCGACGGUGGCUUUGUGAAGCAGUUAAAUCACAAUCCCAGAUUAGGAUUGGACAUCCUAGAAGUGGUUCCAAUUUCAAAGAGUGAGGCCUUACAGCGAAGUGGCCGAGCUGGCAGGACUUCCUCAGGAAAAUGCUUUCGCAUCUAUAGUAAAGAUUUUUGGAACCAGUGUAUGCCUGACCAUGUGAUCCCUGAGAUUAAGAGAACUAGUUUGACAUCUGUAGUUCUGACCUUAAAGUGCCUUGCCAUACACGAUGUAAUAAGGUUUCCCUAUUUGGAUCCACCUAAUGAGAGACUUAUCUUGGAGGCUCUUAAACAACUCUACCAGUGUGAUGCUAUUGACAGGAGUGGCCAUGUGACCAGAUUGGGUUUGUCUAUGGUAGAAUUUCCUCUUCCUCCACAUCUGACAUGUGCAGUAAUAAAGGCUGCUUCUCUGGACUGUGAAGACCUAUUACUUCCAAUAGCAGCAAUGUUGUCUGUGGAAAAUGUCUUCAUUAGACCUGUUGAUCCAGAGUACCAGAAGGAAGCAGAACAGAGACAUCGAGAAUUGGCAGCUAAAGCUGGAGGAUUUAAUGACUUUGCGACUUUAGCUGUCAUCUUUGAACAGUGCAAAUCAAGUGGCGCUCCAGCUUCGUGGUGCCAGAAACAUUGGAUUCAUUGGAGGUGCUUAUUUUCUGCAUUUCGUGUUGAAGCUCAACUUAGAGAACUGAUCAGGAAGCUUAAACAGCAAAGUGACUUCCCAAGAGAGACCUUUGAAGGCCCUAAACAUGAAGUACUGCGAAGAUGUCUUUGUGCAGGUUAUUUCAAAAAUGUAGCUCGCAGGUCUGUUGGGAGAACGUUUUGCACAAUGGAUGGGCGUGGAAGCCCAGUUCACAUUCAUCCUUCCUCAGCACUUCAUGAACAGGAAACCAAACUUGAAUGGAUCAUUUUCCAUGAGGUAUUAGUUACCACCAAAGUCUACGCAAGAAUUGUGUGUCCAAUCCGUUAUGAAUGGGUGAGAGACUUGUUACCCAAGUUGCAUGAAUUUAAUGCACAUGAUUUGAGCAGUGUGGCCCGACGUGAAAUGAGAGAAGAUGCAAGAAGGAGGUGGACCAAUAAGGAAAAUGUAAAGCAUCUGAAGGAUGGAAUAUCAAAAGAAGUCCUAAAGAAAAUGCAAAGAAGAAAUGAUGAUAAAUCCAUAUCAGACGCACGUGCUCGUUUCCUUGAGAGAAAGCAGCAGAGGUCCCAGGAUCACAGUGACACCCUGAAGGAAACAGGCUAAGCAGUGAACCCUCCAAUUCAGGAAGUAGGAAAAGCAGCCAGAAAAUGUGCUUCUGCUUUGCCAUUUAUGUCAGACAGCACUACCAACAGGAAGUGGUCAGCAGCUGUUUUUAGCAUACGAGUUAAAAGCAAAUCAAAGAUCAUCAGUACCAAUAAAUGGAAUUUUCAAAGAAAAGAUUGAGUUGCCAUAGUCAUAGGAAAUGAUAUAUGAAACCAAUGAAAGACAAUAUAUGUGAUAUUUUCCUCACUUCAAUUUUGCUGGCCUUAACUGGUAUCAAAUGCUGUCAGUGAGAUAUUUUCAAAGAACAUUGAAUUGUAUUUAAUCAGCGUGUAUUCCAUUUGCAUUGAAGCAUUAAAAAUUAUUUUCCUUAAAUCUCUUUUAAGGCCUUCUUGUUGCUAUUAGAAUAGUAUUAUAUCAGGUUAUCAGGUAUGUGACCAUUUCCUUCUGAAGGCUGAACAUAAAAGAGGUUUUUACUGAGCAAUACUUAGAUGUCUAACCGUUUAACUGCUACAGAGCUUUAUAGAUAUUUAGAGAAAAGACUUAAUCAAUUAGUAAAUAAGAAAAUUGCCUAUGGCAAGAUUCUUUGUUGAAUUAAUAUUAAUCCUUAAGUUGAUUUUUCUGGGAUUAUACAAAUUCCUUUUUAUAUAAAAGUAUAUUGUUUAAAACAGUAGCUAUAGCCAUUAACCAAAGGACAGAUGAUAUAUAUACGUUCUUUUUUUAGCUGUCCCUACAUACUUGUAUCAGCACCAUGUAUGUAGGUGUGACAGUGUUUCAAACAGCCCUUCCACCUGGCCUACUCUCUUGCCUCCAGCUGCUUGGGUAGGACCAUUUAAACAUCUAUUACGCCGAUCUUGAAAUGGGAUUUUCAAAGCAGCCGACACUGCAUCACCAGUGUUUCAAAUUGGAACCUUGAGGCUAGUUAGUAUCACACUCAGGCCACACUCAGCACUUGUCCACUCUGUUGUUUACUGCCUUGUAUUCUAGUUAUUUGUGUAUUUGUCUGUCUCCCCCACUAGAUUAUAAGCUCCUUGUGGGCAGGGACUAUGUCUUUUUCAUCUUUGUAUCUUUCAUGGCACCUAGCACAGUGCAUUGCACAUAGUAGUCAAUGUUUGUUAAAUAAAGCUAUUAGUGUCGUUCAAAUUCAAAA